Messenger RNA from Punctularia strigosozonata HHB-11173 SS5, 510 nucleotides. RefSeq lists its product as uncharacterized. The transcript has a single exon. NCBI's taxonomy places the organism in Eukaryota, Fungi, Basidiomycota, Agaricomycetes, Corticiales, Punctulariaceae. Gene Ontology annotation, cellular component: ubiquitin ligase complex; cytoplasm. The record is from RefSeq and is a predicted model, not a curated record. Gene Ontology annotation, molecular function: zinc ion binding; ubiquitin protein ligase activity; ubiquitin conjugating enzyme binding. The annotation marks the transcript as partial. Gene Ontology annotation, biological process: ubiquitin-dependent protein catabolic process; protein polyubiquitination; positive regulation of proteasomal ubiquitin-dependent protein catabolic process.
UGCGGUCACUUCUACGACAAGGAUUGCGUUCUGGAUCUCUUCCAGGCCGCAACCCGCGACGAAUCCUUGUUCCCACCUCGCUGCUGCCGACAGCACAUAUCCUUCGACGCGGUCCGCCCGCAUAUGGAGAGCGCGCAAGUGAAUGCUUUCUUGGAGAAGCGCAAGGAGUUCAGCACCAUGAAGAGGGUGUACUGUGCCGCACCCGCUUGCAGCACGUUCCUCGGGGCUCAGAAAUCUCAGGGUACCAUCUACGAGUGUAACUCCUCGACAUGCAAGACCCGCACGUGCUCUUUCUGCAAAGCGAAGGUGGACGAACUUGCCCACAUCUGCAAGAAGAACGACAGCGAGGCAGAAGUCCUCAGCGUCGGACAAAGGGAGGGCUGGACUCGCUGCCCUGGCUGCGAACAGAUGAUCGAACUCAUUAUCGGAUGCUACCACAUGACAUGCCGAUGCAAAACCGAGUUUUGCUACUUGUGCAGGGCAAGGUGGAAGACUUGUUCUUGCCCGCAA